CUGGUCGUGAUUCUGAUGAAUACGGUGGCAAUGCUGAUGUACCUGUCGAUGCAGACGAAGAAGCUGAGGAAGACGAAGAGCGACAUCUGGGCGUACGGCGUCCUGGGGAUCAUCGUGGUGCUCUACCUCUUCUCGCUGGUGCCAACUCUCGUCGGAGGCGACGUCGUGGCACUCUUCACCGAAAGGAACCUCGAUGCCUUCUUCGUCUUUCAGGCAGCUAACACCCUCUUCAUUAUGAUGUUCCACAAAUACUGGCUAAACACGUGUGACUUCGAGAAGGAGUGUCUCGAGUUGAAUGGCUAA
Molecule: messenger RNA, 303 nt
Organism: Enterospora canceri
Lineage: Eukaryota; Fungi; Microsporidia; Enterocytozoonidae
Source: the annotation of a GenBank genome assembly